Molecule: messenger RNA, 1750 nt
Organism: Mus caroli (Ryukyu mouse)
Lineage: Eukaryota; Metazoa; Chordata; Mammalia; Rodentia; Muridae
Gene: Zc2hc1a
Product: zinc finger C2HC-type containing 1A
Source: RefSeq, a predicted model, not a curated record
AGGUGCGGCCGUGUUGCUACAGCAGGAACUGGGCGGCGGCGGGUGCUGCCUGCGGAGCCUGAGGCGGCGCGCCAUGGACGGACUGGAAGAAAAUGGAAGUGUUGUGCAAGUUGGAGACUUGUUGCCCUGCAAGAUCUGUGGAAGGACCUUCUUCCCAUUGGCUCUGAAAAAACAUGGACCUAUUUGCCAGAAAACUGCCAGUAAAAAGCGGAAGACUUUUGAUUCCAGCCGGCAGAGAGCUGAAGGGACUGAUAUUCCCACGGUCAAGCCUCUCAAACCCAGGCCAGAACCACCAAAGAAGCCGUCGAAUUGGAGACGAAAGCAUGAGGAGUUCAUUGCCACCAUCAGAGCAGCCAAAGGCCUGGAUCAGGCUCUCAAGGAGGGCGGCAAGCUGCCUCCUCCUCCUCCACCCUCUUACGACCCAGAUUACAUUCAGUGUCCAUAUUGCCAGAGGAGAUUCAAUGAGAACGCAGCCGACAGACAUAUAAACUUUUGUAAAGAACAGGCAGCACGGAUUAGUAACAAGGGCAAAUUUUCUACUGACUCUAAAGGAAAGCCAGCUUCGCGGCCACAGUAUAAGCCGUCUCCGCUUAAAAAAUCAAAUCCUCCUGGAAGUACGUCAUCAGGAUCGUCCCGACUACCACAGCCAAGUACUACUAGCAAAACAAUUGUAGGUGUGCCCACGGGUAAAGCAUCUGCAGUUAACAGUCCUUUGGGAAACAAACCUCAGACCUUAUCUCCUUCUCAUAGAGCAAUAGCAGCCCCCCAGGCAGGUAAGAUGGACAAGUUAGGCCCUCCACUUCGAACUGGAAGAUAUGUGCAAAGGUUGUAUGGCAGUGAUACAAAGUCAAACAGUGCCUUCAAAAGACAUGAGCUAGUACCUGUUCGCAAAGCUAACACCAAGGCUAGAAAUAUCACACCUCCUAGUUUGGCAAGAAAUUCUGUGGCAGGGGUGCUUACCAACAAAAGAAAGACUUUGACCGACAGCUAUGCAGCCAGGCCAGAUGGAGACUAUACAUCUUCAGUUAAUGGUGGAAACACUAAAGGCAUCGAGGGAAAUUCAUCUGGACACUUACCAAAAUUCUGCCAUGAGUGUGGGACAAAGUACCCUGUUGAGUGGGCAAAGUUCUGCUGUGAAUGUGGCAUUCGAAGAAUGAUUCUGUGAACAGAAUUGCAAACGCUAAGGGUCCAGGUUCAGAAUUUAAUGAAUAUUACUUCCUUGACACCAACAGCACUUCUUAUAGUUAUGGUGUACUAAAGCUAUUUACAGUACUCUUUCCCUUAGUGUUGAAACAUAAUCCUUUGGCUGUAUAAUGUGUUUAUGUAUAUGUGUGUAUGUAUAUAUUCUGUAUAUAAUAAAUCUCUUCCCUUCAGCCUGUGUCAUUCAAGGAACUACUUAAGUACAUGUCAAAAAAAUAAGUUGAUAUGAGAUCAUUGUCUUAGGCAUUGCUCUUUGGCUGUUUAAAUAUAUUAAUAUACUUGCACAAGCACUGUCACUGUAGUGAUGAACUGUGUAGGCUUUAGAAUAAUCACAUUGCUAAAGAGGUGCUGUCGUUAGUGCCCAUGACCAAUAGUAUCAUAGGAGAAUGAGAUAGGAGAAUGAGAUACUGGAGAAUCUGUUACUGAAGACAAUGUUAUUUAUUCAUUGUUAGUGGCUGUGAGGUCAUUUUCCCAGCUGAACUCUUCAGCAGCUAAUGUUAAAUUCCUAAAAAAAAAAAAAAAAAAAAAAAAAAAAAAAAAAAAAAAAAAA